Molecule: messenger RNA, 1338 nt
Organism: Paramecium tetraurelia
Lineage: Eukaryota; Ciliophora; Oligohymenophorea; Peniculida; Parameciidae
Exons: 3
Source: RefSeq, a predicted model, not a curated record
AUGUCAGGGAAAACAAGAGAUUUCUUUGGAACUCUUAAAUCAGUAAAUAAUUCAAUCUAGUCUAGGCUGGGAGAACCGUCUUAAAGGAAGAAAGUGCUAGUGACUGCAUUCAACCAGUUUAAAGCUAAGUAAAUUUAGUCAGUUACGUAGGUCCCUGAAACUCCUCCUCACAUCAAAAAAUAUCGUAAAUCCUACAAACACCAACACGGAUGCUCUAUUUUACACCCAGGACUUGUCGAUGCUCCUAAGCCUCAAGGCAAUUGGCUUUAUGGAAAAAAGACUGAUCCAUCUGACAAAGCUGGAGAUCUCUUCAAACAACAGCCCGAAGGAAUCAAAGAAUUGAUCAACGAAAUAAACGAAUAAAAAUAUGCCUCUCAUAUCAAAGAGCCAUUAGGUACUAUGCCCACAAGGAAUUACAAUUGGCCUGAAGAAUCCAAAUCAGAUGGCUUUGCCUUCGGUUAGAAGAUCCCUCCUUCUGAAUUUACAGCAAAAGAGGUUGUGUUUCCUCCUGACGCCAAAAGAGACGAGGAAAGUGUGAGAUUGAUGUAUUUGAAAAGUCAUGGGAAUUUCGAAGCAGGGGAAUAAAAAAAUAGAGAAUACAAGUGGAAUGUCAAUCCAACUGACUAUCGCUUUGGCAAAAAAGACGAAAGGGAAUAAGAAUAAAUGAAAAAGAUCUUACAACAUGAAUUAACACAAAAUUAAUAUCCUAAAACAACCAUCAUCUCCAAAAAUUAGGAAGAUUGGAAGAACUAUAAUGAAGAUCCUCUUGGUAAACCCAAAAAUUAGGCUUAAAUUAACUCAAGAAUGCCAGCAAUCUUUGGAGAAAUGAAAAAGGAUGAAUAAUGGACUGCCGGAUAAUGCAUUAAUGGUUAACCCACUUCAAAAGAGGUUCAACCAGACAUUGAUUUGGGCAGAGCCACUAAGUUUGGAUUCAGAAACUAAACUAAACAAGGAGAUGAAACUAGAGCUUUUGGAGUACCUACCAUUAGAAACGAUAUUGUUAAAACAGGAAUGAAAUCAGUUGCGGAUCCUUAAAAUUAUGGUGAUGAAGUUCCAGCUGUUGCAUUAUUAUUCCCAGAGAAGUUUUCACAUAUGGGAUUAACUGAAUAAGAUUUCUUAAUGUUAAGAAAUAAAAAAGACAUUAAACAAAUAUUUGAAUCUAUAGGAAUUAAAUAUGGUAUUGGAAAAUUUGAAGGUGUAUUCAAAAGAGCAAAAGAAAUCCAAAAUACAUUUGAUGAUAAAGUGUCAGUCAAAGCAUUUUAAUUGGCUGUUUAAGAGAUGCAUCACAUUGAUUGAUUUAAUAAUAACAUCUAUCUAAAUAUUUUACAAUGUUUUCCA